GGGCGGAGCUGGAGGGGGGUGGUUCGGCGCGGGGGCCGUUGGCUCCAGACAAAUAAACAUGGAGUCCAUCUUCCACGAAAAACAAGAAGGCUCACUUUGUGCUCAACAUUGCUUGAAUAACCUACUGCAAGGAGAAUACUUCAGCCCUGUGGAAUUAUCUUCAAUUGCACAUCAGCUAGAUGAGGAAGAGAGGAUGAGAAUGGCAGAAGGAGGAGUUACUAGUGAAGACUAUCGCACAUUUUUGCAGCAGCCUUCUGGAAAUAUGGAUGACAGUGGCUUUUUCUCUAUUCAAGUUAUAAGCAAUGCCUUGAAAGUUUGGGGUUUAGAGCUAAUCCUGUUUAACAGUCCAGAGUACCAGAGGCUCAGGAUUGAUCCCAUAAAUGAAAGAUCAUUUAUAUGCAACUAUAAAGAACACUGGUUUACAGUUAGAAAAUUAGGAAAACAGUGGUUCAACUUGAAUUCUCUUUUGACGGGUCCAGAAUUAAUAUCAGACACAUACCUUGCACUUUUCUUGGCUCAGUUACAACAGGAAGGUUAUUCUAUAUUUGUUGUUAAGGGUGAUCUGCCAGAUUGCGAAGCUGACCAACUUCUACAGAUGAUCAGGGUCCAACAGAUGCAUCGACCAAAACUUAUUGGAGAAGAAUUAGCACAACUUAAAGAACAGAGAGUCCAGAAAACAGAUCUAGAACGCGUCUUAGAAGUAAAUGAUGGGACAGGAAUGUUAGAUGAGGAUGAGGAGGACUUCCAGAGGGCUCUGGCACUAAGUCGCCAAGAAAUUGACAUGGAAGAUGAAGAAGCCGAUCUCCGCAGGGCCAUUCAGCUCAGUAUGCAAGGUACUUCCAGAAAUAGAUGUCAAGAUAUCCCACAGACAUCAGGUUCACAUCCUACUUCAGAAGAGCUACGGAAGAAAAGAGAAGCCUACUUUGAAAAGCAGCAGCAGCAACAACAAGCUCCACCAGGACAGCUUACGCAUCUGUGUGAAAAGUCGAGCACAAGUUCUGAAGCACCAGACAGUGAUCUAGGUGAUUCUAUGAGUGAAGAAGACAUGCUUCAGGCAGCUGUGACCAUGUCUUUAGAAACUGUUAGAAGUAAUCUCAAAACAGAAGGAAAAAAGUGCACUGUGGCAGUGCCGUUUGCUCAGGACCAGCUCUGCAGCCCUUGUGCGUGCUCUCCUCUCUGAGUCGUUCUGCCGUGAAUACACACACAGUCCUUCCUGUCUGGUCCUUAGAAAAGCCGGGCUUCCAAAGCACUGUUGAACACUGAGGAUACUGUUGUUAAUGUGGAUGUUUGAUGAGUUGUAUUUUAAAUAUCAAAGAUUAUUAAAUAAAGAUAUUGUUUGCUUUUUUUUA
This is a messenger RNA of Dama dama (fallow deer), 1349 nucleotides long. It is a transcript of the gene ATXN3, whose product is annotated as ataxin 3. The transcript is spliced from 12 exons. Bases 59 to 1180 code for a protein of 373 amino acids. NCBI's taxonomy places the organism in Eukaryota, Metazoa, Chordata, Mammalia, Artiodactyla, Cervidae. Gene Ontology annotation, biological process: protein deubiquitination. Gene Ontology annotation, molecular function: cysteine-type deubiquitinase activity. Gene Ontology annotation, cellular component: nucleus. The record is from RefSeq and is a predicted model, not a curated record.